Molecule: messenger RNA, 5554 nt
Organism: Stegastes partitus (bicolor damselfish)
Lineage: Eukaryota; Metazoa; Chordata; Actinopteri; Pomacentridae
Gene: lpin1a
Product: lipin 1a
Exons: 23
Coding region: 141-2939 (932 amino acids)
Biological process (GO): positive regulation of transcription by RNA polymerase II; fatty acid catabolic process; triglyceride biosynthetic process
Cellular component (GO): mitochondrial outer membrane; nucleus
Molecular function (GO): transcription coactivator activity; phosphatidate phosphatase activity
Source: RefSeq, a predicted model, not a curated record
CAGAUGUCAGAGCCGCGGAAUGAGGCUCACGGAUGACUUGAUGUGCGGAGCGACGGCGGAUCAGUAAGAGGGAAGCUGGAACAUUUGGAUGGAGCAGAGAUCUCGGAGCGACGAGCGACGUCAUACAUAAUUUACAGACCAUGAACUAUGUGGGUCAGCUGGCGGGCCAGGUGUUCGUGCAGGUCAAGGAGCUGUACAGAGGACUCAACCCCGCAACGCUGUCUGGAUGCAUAGACGUCAUCGUGGUCCGGCAGCCCGAUGGCUCCCUGCAGUGCUCCCCCUUCCACGUCCGCUUCGGCAAGAUGGGCGUGCUGCGGUCCCGUGAGAAAGUGGUGGACAUAGAGAUUAAUGGCGAGCCUGUGAGUUUGCACAUGAAGCUGGGAGAGAAUGGAGAGGCAUUCUUCGUCAAAGAGACCGAGAACAAAAUGGAGGUGGUUCCAUCUUACUUGGCAACGUCACCCAUCAUGUCAAUGGGGGAGGCGUUGAUGGCGUCCCAGCUGGGCAGAGGCCCUUCUCGUCACCUCGACGCCAUCCCCAGCAGCUCACUCCCUGUGCAGAGCCUGUUGCCGCAGCAAGGUGAUGGAGGGAUGACCAAGAAGAGGAGGAAGCGGAGGAGGAAGGCACGACCAGAGGGAGGUGGAGGAGGAGGAGGAGUGGGAGGAAGGAGGGAGGAGAGCGGAGAAGAGUUCUCAGAGGACGAGGACAUGUUCACGAUUGACUUGAGCUCGGAUGAGGAGAGAGAGGGGGACAGCGACAGACCUGCGUACGGUGAUCAGUCUAACAGCCACACACACACCAGCACCGACUGGACUCGCUCACAGAGUUCUGUGAUUAAGGAAACUCUCUCCAUUCCUGCACCCUGUGGUCUGUCCAUCUCUUGUCCUCAGCGGACCUCUCACUUCUCUUCACCUGUUAGCAGCCCAGAUGAUUCGCGCUCAUCAACGCCAAAGAGCGACUCAGAACUAACCAAUCAGACGAAGGACAACCCCGAGAUGCUGUGGACGUGGGGGGAGCUGCCACAGGCUGCUCAGCCGUCCUUCCUGAUUUCCCACCAGAAGCAGGAUUCUGCCACCUCGCUCUCCAUCCCGGUGUCCGCCAGCACUCACUUCAGAGCCAUAAGCGACGCCGGGCCGCCCUCCCUCGUUCUCUAUGGCCCAGAGUCAGGGGAGACCAAGGACGCUGACGAUAACAGUAGUGGAGGCAGGAUCGGACUAACUGUCAAGGCUGGAGGAGAGCAAGUGAGAGAUGUGGAAAGUGUUGGGCCUUUGAGUGCAGAGGUGGAUUGUUUAACAGCGUCCUCAAUGUCUGCGAGGAUUUUUCCCGAUCACCUGGAGGCUGAGGGCAGGAACAGAGGGAGUCCCAUCAGAAGGACUGAUUCACCAUCCAAGAGGAAAGAAAAGAGAAGCCAACACCUGGGCGCUGAUGGCAUUUAUCUGGAUGACAUUACAGAGCUGGAGCCUGAAGUAGCUGCUCUCUAUUUCCCUAAAAGUGACGGAGGCAGCAGCUCGAUGAAGGGGGACUCGGAGAUGAUGAUGGUGGGCGUGAGGAGCGCUAAUCAGUCGCCACAGUCGGUGGGCAGCAGCGGGAUGGACAGCGGCGUGGACAGUCUGUCCGACCAGAUGGGUGACCUGCCUCAUGUCGCCAUCUCUUUGUGCGGCGGACUCACCGACAACAAGGAGAUCACAAGAGAGCAGUUCCUGGAGAGGGCAGUUUCCUACCAGCAGUUCUCAGAAAAUCCCUCCAUUAUCGACGACCCGAACCUGGUGGUCAAGAUAGGAAACAAGUAUUACAACUGGAACACAGCAGCUCCUGUCAUGUUGGCCAUGCAGGUGUACCAGAAACCCCUGCCGCAGGCCUCGGUGGAGAACAUCAUGAAGGAGAAGAUGCCAAAGAAAGGAGGACGCUGGUGGUUCUCGUGGAGAAGCAGGAACAGUGAUUCCAAGUCUGAAUCAGUGACAGAAGCAGGAGGAGACCGAGGAGAGAGUUCACUCACGAUGACCUCAGUCAACAGAUUGAAGGAUGAGUCGUCCUCUAGCGAUGAGGACCACAGAUCAUCCAUUCAGGUGUCAGGAUCGUGUCAGUCAGAGGCCCUCAGUCAGAGUUCUGGCAGCGUCUGCUAUAAAAAGACUCUUCGUCUCACCUCAGAGCAACUGGCCAGCCUGCAGCUGAAGGAGGGUCCUAAUGACGUGGUGUUCAGCGUGACCACUCAGUAUCAAGGCACCUGUCGCUGCCAUGGCACAAUCUAUCUUUGGAGCUGGGAUGACAAAAUAGUCAUCUCCGAUAUAGAUGGCACCAUCACAAGGUCCGACACUCUGGGUCACAUUCUGCCCACGCUGGGUAAAGACUGGACCCAUCAGGGUAUUGCACGGCUCUACCACAAAGUCAGCCUGAACGGAUAUAAAUUCAUGUACUGCUCGGCAAGAGCUAUCGGCAUGGCUGAUAUGACGCGAGGCUACCUGCACUGGGUCAACGAGAGGGGAACCAUGCUGCCGAUGGGCCCGGUGCUGCUCAGCCCCAGCAGCCUUUUUUCUGCCCUGCACAGGGAGGUGAUUGAGAAGAAACCAGAGAAGUUUAAGAUCGAGUGUCUGACAGACAUCAAGCAGCUUUUCUACCCGAACACUGAGCCGUUCUACGCUGCUUUUGGCAACAGAGCCACGGAUGUGUAUUCCUAUAAGGAAGUGGGUGUUCCCCUGAACAGGAUUUUCACCGUCAAUCCCAAGGGGGAGCUGAUCCAGGAGCACGCCAAAACCAAUAUCUCCUCCUACGGGCACCUGUGUGACAUGGUCGACCACGUCUUCCCAGUCCUGGUUCAGGAUGAAGAAGCAGACUUUCACCGCUCUGACACCUUUGACCAGUGCAACUACUGGAGCAAACAGCUUCCAGACGGCACCAGUCAGGAAGAAGAAGAAGAUGACCCGCAGCCGAUUGAGACAAGCUGAGGAAACACGCUGCUUUCUCCACCCCACAGUCAGACGUGACGCUGUGGUCAGUGGAUUUGUGAUUCAUCAUGAGACCAGCAGCAUAGCUAGAGUGUAGAAGAUAUUAAAAAAAUCAAGAACCGUGUGGGAAACAGCCAUCAAGCUUUUUCCUAACAUGGUAAAUGAGAGCAGCUUCUUAGCUCCAAGAUGACUCUUAAUUUAAGUAAUUGCAACUACUGAUUGGCAGUAGAUGAAUGUGUUUCUAAUAUCCCACAUGAACAAGUCGCUGUGCCAUCGAUCAGCAGUGAGAAAACCCAAGAAACUAAGAUCAAAAGAGAGCACUUAUGAGAAAAAAAAAAACAGGACUCAUUAGGGUCCAUUACAAGUACGACUGUUGUUUUUAAAGAAAAGAAUGUAAAAAGACAAAGACUUUUAUAAAAUAAGAGCAUCAAAUAACCUGAUAAAUUUUAACAGCUGUUUGGGAGUGAAGCCAACAGGUUAGUUCUUCCUGAUCAGGGUUCAUCACAGGGUUAAAGACAUUUGCAAGUGCACUGACACGUUGUGAAGGCAUUCCAACACUACAGAACACAAUAUCCCUUUAGCUCUAUGAGAGAUUCCUUCAGCCGGUCAUCGUUCUCUCCUUCAGCCGACACCACUGCUCACUUAGACUAGUCAAUAGAAUAUGAUUUACAUAUGUAAUUCAUAACACAUUAAUUAUUUGAUGAUGCUUUUCAAAUCCCAGAGAGGCCUCUUGGUGCAGCAUUCAUUCUUUAAUCUCGUUUCGGAAAGAAUAUUGUCUUUCUUUACACAUCACAUAGCAGCGCGUUCACCAGUUAGUAAGCAGAGAUUUACAGUCUCCGUUUAAGUUGUUCCUGAUCCAGGUGUGUAAUCUUUUCUGACCUCAAGCAAACUGGACAUUUUGCACCAGAAACCCCCACAUUGCAUUACAGUGAAACCAUCCAGAGCAUGCAAAAAUAGCACAGAUAGUGUACGCAGACAUCUUCUGUGCCAAACUCCUCUGCAGGUCCAGCUAAAUGUGUGUGGUCUCUUUUGACCGUGUUACUGUGAAACAUGUGGCCAUGGCACGUUUUCUAGUGGUCUGUGACUGUAUUCAAGAAAAAUGCAGGACAAUGCAAUUAACUUCAGUCUGUGUUAAUUCUCUCUGUUUUUUUUAGACAUGAACAAAUAAAGGAACUCCAGUGAUGAUGCUAGAAUGUAAUAUAUAAAUCACUCACUCACUCUAAUGACUCAACAAUGCAACUACUUUCUAAACUCAUAUAGGAUUAAGAUUUUGUAAUGUUACUGCACAGAUCACAUGUAUAGCACUAAUCUGUCUUGUUGUGGAGAAGUAAAUGUAGUAUAUUAAGAUGUACGAAUUUCUCCUCAGAAGCAUCUAUUUUUUUGAAGUUUGUACAUAUUUUUUUCAUCUGUUGUCAGAUGUGUGUGUGUGUGUGUGUGUGUUUUCUUCCACUGAUCAAGUAACAUCUACUGAACCACAUUUAUGCAAGAUGAAAUCCUGUGUGUUUAUUUGUGUAACUUAAAUUGGGGGAAACCACUGUAAAUGAUGAUAACAUGACUCUUUGUGACCAUAUGAAGUGAGUUUCUUUGAAAUUGUCUAAAAUACCUUCUUAAUGGUGCUCAUUCAAACCAUUUUAUUUAUAAGAUUUACUGUAAAUCUUUUGUUUUUUAAAUAAAAAAAAAUAAAAAAUCUGCCUCGUGUUGCACUGAGGUGGUGUUUUCAUCAUGUAACCACUAACGCAAUAGAUCAAUUUACAGGAUUUAUAAAAUCCAUUAAAUGAGAUAAUUGCCUGUUUCUCCAUUUAAUACCAGUUUUUAAAUUUGUCAUUUUGCUUCAUCUGGUGCCUCUGGUUUAAUGUGGGUAUUGAGAUGGCUUAAUUACAAACUGUAGUGUUUUGGCAUCAUGCAGAAGAGAACCAACCAACAAAAAAACUGAUUCUCACUUUUAGUUCAUAUUUUUUCUUUAUUUUAACAAUGUGUCCUGUAUUGAAAAAAAAUGCUAGAAUGCAGUUAACGCACCCUCUGACUGACUGUGACUGAAUCUGUUAUGCUCUUAUAUACCGUUUGUACAUAGGAUAGAUCCUCUGUGUCUGAUGCUGUACUGUGAUUGACUUUGCCUAAACUAAUGAGACCUUUAAUUGAAUCUAAAGAUGUUGUCGUUCACAUGCCUUUGGGGAGUGCUAAGUGUAAUUUGUGUGUGAGGAAGAGACACAAAGGAAGCAUGCUGUGGUAACGUUGACAUGCAUAUGUACGUGGAUGUAGUGAUCACUGUCUUGCCACGUGAUCUUUUAGGGAAGUACAACAAAAAGUCAAUUUAAAAUUUGGGUUUCCAUGUGUCACAACUAUGAUUUACUUCCAAAAUGUUUUGAGUAAAUCAUCUUUUGAUGAUAAUCACCUAAUUCUUUCUGUGAAAGAUUUAUUAAAACUCUUGACUAGUUUUCAGUCUGUCUCAUGUGUUGACAUGGAUGUUUAUCCAGUUUGCUGUCUCCCAUGUAAAGGUUCUGUUUUGGGCACUAAGCAGCCGUCUACCAAGCAGUGUGCAGUGCAAGCUAUUGUUAACAAUGUAGUUCGAUCUGUACAAUGGACUCAUUUUUCAAUAAACUCAAAGGUAAUUCCUA